Alnus glutinosa is the source of this 2517-nucleotide messenger RNA. Its product is annotated as glyoxysomal fatty acid beta-oxidation multifunctional protein MFP-a-like. The record is from RefSeq and is a predicted model, not a curated record. Gene Ontology annotation, molecular function: NAD+ binding; (3S)-3-hydroxyacyl-CoA dehydrogenase (NAD+) activity. The coding region runs from base 118 to 2295 and encodes 725 amino acids. Gene Ontology annotation, biological process: fatty acid beta-oxidation. The transcript is spliced from 19 exons. NCBI's taxonomy places the organism in Eukaryota, Viridiplantae, Streptophyta, Magnoliopsida, Fagales, Betulaceae. Gene Ontology annotation, cellular component: peroxisome.
UCGCCCAUUGAGAGAGAGAGAGAUAUAUAUAGCAGAUCGAGAGAGAGAUAUAUAUAGCAGAUCGAGAGAGAUAUAUAUAUAGCAGAUCGAGAGAGAGAUAUAGCAGAGAGACAGAGAAUGAGUAGCGGAGCUGAAGGAAGAACGUUCAUGGAGGUUGGAGCUGAUGGGGUGGCUCUCAUAACCUUCAUCAACCCUCCGAUUAAUUCCCUCUCCUUUGAUGUGAUAGGCAGUUUUAAAAACAACUUUGAGGAGGCCUUACGAAGAGAUGAUGUGAAGGCAAUCGUGCUUACAGGCGCAAAGGGCAAUUUUUCUGGUGGCUUUGAUGUUGCAAUUCUUCAGGGAAUUCAAGAGGGAAAGAUCGAUCCAGAAGAAAGGCCUGGCUCUAUUGCCAUAGAGUUUAUUACCGACAUUUUCGAAGCUGCGGAUAAGCCUUCAGUUGCUGCCAUUGAUGGCCUUACUAAAGGCGAAGGUUUAGAGAUUUCAAUGGUGUGCCAUGCUAGAAUUUCAACCCCCACUGUACAAAUAGCAGCGCUUGAGCUGACUAUUGGAUUGAUUCCUGGAUUUGGGGGUACACAGCGGCUUCCACGUCUUGUUGGUCUCCCAAAGGCACUUGAUAUGAUGCUGAAGUCAGAACCAGUCAAAGGGGAGGAAGCUCAAAGUCUGGGUCUUGUGGAUGCCAUCGUUUCAGCUGAUGAGUUGGUAAACACAGCACGUCAAUGGGCCCUGGAUAUCUUCCACGGUAGAAGACCAUGGGUUGUUACUCUUCACAAGACCGACAAGAUAGAGCCCCUCGGGGAAGCUAGGGAAAUACUCAAGCUUGCAAGAGCUGAGGCCAAGAAACAGGCUCCCAAUGUCCAAUACCCAGUCGUUUGCAUUGAUGUCAUAGAAGAGGGUAUACUUUCCGGUCCCCGCGCUGGACUCUGGAAGGAGGCAGAAGCUUUUCAGGAACUUCUGUUUUCUGACACUUCAAAGAGUCUAGUCCACCUCCUCUUUGCUCAAAGUGGAACAUCUGAGGUACCUGGGGUUACUGAUAUGGGUUUAGUGCCAAGUCGGGUGAAUAAGGUUGGUGUCAUUGGUGGAGGACAAAUGGCGUCCGAAAUAGCAACAGCAUUGAUUCUUGGUAAUUAUCAAGUUCUCCUGAAAGAAGAAAAUGACAAGCUCUUGCAAGAUGGGAUUGGUAGAGUCAGAGCCAAUUUGCAAAGCAGUGUGAAGGAAGAGAAAAUGUCUGAGAAGGACUUUGAGAAAGCCAUAUCACUUCUCGAGGGUGUCCUUGACUAUGAAAGCUUUAAAGAUGUUGACAUGGUGAUUGAGGCAGCUAUUGAGAAUGUUUCUCUAAAGCAACAAAUUUUUGCCGAUCUUGAAAAGUACUGCCCACCACAUUGCAUACUUGCGAGUAGCAUCUCCACAGUUGACUUGAACCUGAUUGGGGAUUUGACAAAGUCCCAAGAUCGGAUUGUUGGAGUUCAUUUCUUUAGUCCGACGCAGCCACUUUUGGAAAUUGUUCGCACUAGGCAGACGUCUCCCCAAGUGAUUGUUGACUUGCUGGAUGUUGCGGAAAAGAUAACGAAAACUCCAAUCGUGGUUGGAAAUUGCCCAGGCUUUGCUGUCAACAGGAUGUUCUUCCCGUACGCACAAGCUGCUACUUUGCUCGUCGAGCGUGGCACAGAUCCCUAUCAGAUUGAUAGGGCAAUUACUGAGUUUGGAAUGCCAAUGGGCCCUUUCAGAUUGGCUGACAUGGUUGGUUUUGAUUUUGCAAUCGCAACUGGCACCCCAUUUGUUCACAAUUUUCCUGAGAGAAGAUAUAAAUCAAUGCUUAUCCCAUUAAUGCAGCAGGAAAAGAGAGUAGGCGAGACUACUCGCAAAGGGUUCUAUGUCUAUGAUGAGAAAAUCGAAGCUAGCCCGGAUCCUGAAUUAGAAAAAUAUAUUGACAAGUCAAGGAGCAUUUCUGGUGUAACCAUUGACCCUAAGCUAGAGAACUUACCAGAAAAGGAAAUUGUGGAAAUGAUAUUCUUUCCUGUGGUGAAUGAGGCCUGCCGAAUCCUUGAUGAAGGUAUUGCAGUCAAAGCGGCAGACCUUGACAUUGCUGCUGUUAUAGGCAUGGGUUUCCCACCUUACAGAGGAGGCAUCAUGUACUGGGCUGAUUCCCUCGGUUCCAAAUACAUAUAUUCGAGAUUGGAGGAAUGGUCAAAGACGUACGGAGAUUUCUUCAAGCCUUGUGCCUACUUGGCUGAAAGAGCUGCCGAGGGGGCUCCUCUGAGUUCUCCAGUAGAGGAAGCAGAUCUCCAUCGUAAGUAAUGAACAGACCAACGUUAACCAAAAUGGUAGCACUCUCAACAAGGCAACUCACCCAACGGCUAGUGCAUUUCAUAAGGAAACCCCAAAUCAAUUAUGUAUCUUAUUUCCUUUUUCGUAAACAAUAAAAGACUCGUAUAAAUUCUCUAUGAAUGAAUAAGAUCUGUGUACUACAAAAUUAUUCAAAUUGAUAAAUGAAUAAGAUCAGAUCAAUUUGCUGUUGCA